AUGAGUGCCACGAACCAAGCCCCAGCCAGCGUGCCGACUGCCGAGCCCGCCGCUCAACCUCAGCCCGAGACUGAGACCGAACACGGCGUUGUGAUUGCGGCUGAGGAGGUAAUGCGACCGAAAUCUGAGACUGCCCCAGGUCGCCAGUUUGAGCGCGAGAGCUCACCAAGUGAAAAGAGUAUUGCUUCUUCGACGACAAGUCUGAGCAGCUCCAUUCUCGAUUAUAGAACCGAGAACGGAAGAACGUACCACAAGUACAAGGACGGCAAUGUUCAACACAACUUGUUCGUGCGGACUUUCCGAGGUCGGCUGGGAAACGCUCCUCCCACCGAUCCGGGAGCCAAGGUCGGACGGGUCCUAGACAUUGGAACGGGCAGUGGUAUCUGGGCCAUUGACUUUGGCGAGGAGCACCCCGAAGACGAGAUUCUCGGUGUCGACCUUUCUGCCGCGCAGCCAGACUUCAACUUGAAUCCCGGGGGAUAUCUAGAGGCAAACGAGGGUAACAUCAUACCCCUCUCAGACGACGGCUCCCUCAAAGACGACUCAGCGCUCAUGAAAAGCGUGCGCCUAUGGGAAUCGGCCGCCGUGAUCUUUGGCCGCCCGUUCGAGGACACGAGACACCUCAAGGACUUUAUGGAAGAGGUCGGCUUCGAGGACGUUCACAUUCUCAAGUACAAGUGGCCCACAAACACUUGGCCCAAGGACCCUCACUACAAGGACCUCGGCGCGUGGAGUUACGAGCACGUGUCGCUCGCCUGGGAAGGCUUCCUGAUGGCGCCUUUGACGCGGGCGCAUAAUUGGACGAGGGAAGAGGCCUUAGUGCAUAUCAUGGAGGCUCGGAGGGACUUAUCGGACAGAACCAUACACGCUUACUUCAACGUCUGGUCUAUUUACGGAAGAAAGCCUCUCAAGGCUGAUGAAGCAGAAAACUGA
Colletotrichum fioriniae is the source of this 933-nucleotide messenger RNA. The record is from RefSeq and is a predicted model, not a curated record. NCBI's taxonomy places the organism in Eukaryota, Fungi, Ascomycota, Sordariomycetes, Glomerellales, Glomerellaceae.